Messenger RNA from Daphnia carinata, 7698 nucleotides. It is a transcript of the gene Nipped-B, whose product is annotated as nipped-B-like protein. The record is from RefSeq and is a predicted model, not a curated record. Gene Ontology annotation, biological process: establishment of protein localization to chromatin; replication-born double-strand break repair via sister chromatid exchange; establishment of mitotic sister chromatid cohesion. The coding region runs from base 432 to 6818 and encodes 2128 amino acids. Gene Ontology annotation, cellular component: Scc2-Scc4 cohesin loading complex. The transcript is spliced from 25 exons. Gene Ontology annotation, molecular function: chromatin binding. NCBI's taxonomy places the organism in Eukaryota, Metazoa, Arthropoda, Branchiopoda, Diplostraca, Daphniidae.
GCGAUACGUACUUUGGCCAUAGCUCGUACACACAACACAUCGUCGAACUGAUGGCGAAAUUUGGCGCGUCUUAAUCUACAUUACACUAAAAAAAGAUUAUUUUCGUUGACUUAACUUUAACAGUGUGUAUCAGGAAGUUUGCAAAGUUAUAUAAAACGUUUUCAUCAGUGUUCACACCAAAAGAAGACCAUCAGUGCUUGCGUGUGCUUCACCGACCGUUUGUGUACGUAGAUAUUUUCUGUGUGUUUGCCCUUUGACACGUCAAGCUAAACGGUAGCUUUAGCUCUUUAAGAGCUCUUAUUGGAUUUCCUCUUUACAUGGUGCUUUUCUGGAUGUUGCCAUGUGAGGAGAGUCAGAGAUCAAGUGGAUAUUGGUAAAGGAGUUGGUUGUCGAUCCUCAACCUUACCAACGGUGAGGUAGGAUCUUUCACGAUGAAUGGUGAAAUCCCUACAAUCCCAAUCAUCAGCCUCGCAGGCAUCGCAAGCCUCAGUGACUUGCUACCUGAGAUGCCAUUGCCAGUGCCUCUGGCCUCCACACAAGCCAGUCGUUCAUUGCUGUUCCAUCCACGAGUUGCUGAGGAAGCUCACCGACUCUUGUCCACUCAUGAUGAUGCCUUGGCAGCUCAACUUCAGCAUGCACUCACCACAACUUCUUACAAUCCCCAGCACAUUAUUCUGAGAGAUCAACGCUAUGAGAAUUUUAACCACCCAGAAAUCUCACAACCACAACCUGAGUUGCUGGGUGCAAUUCUGCAGAGGAAUCCUCAUGUAUUUCGCCAACAACAACAGCAGCAUCCGCAGCCAUGGAACAGCAAUCAGAGCACGGUGCAUCCUCAUCAUCAACAGCAGCAGCAAGCCAUGAUGUACAAUUCUCAGCAACAAAUUGGAUAUGCAUCACCUGCUACUCACGUCGGGGCUUACACGCCAAGUGGAAAUUCUGUUCAGGGAUAUGCCCCUCAGCAAAGUCCUGCCCCAGGGUUACCUGCACAAGCUGCCAUGAACUACGUUCCACAAGGGAGUCCAUAUUCCACGCAGACGAAGCUUUUGGCUGCGCAAAACAAUGUUUAUCCCCAACAACCACAGCAAGGCUACAAUAGCCCUAGCUGGGGGUACGAAAAACCUGUACAGACUCCAGUACCAGCCCAGCAGCAAUACCAGCAGCAACAAGCCCAGCAGCAUUAUCCGCAACAGCAUCACCCCCAACAACCGCAAGCAACACACCCUGCCAUGGCUCUUGUAGAGCCGCAACCACCACAACAUAAUCAGCCCCAACAGAUUCCUCAGCAGCAAAUUCAACAACAAUCGCAGCAUCCAUCCCCACAGCAAGCUGCCCAACCCCAGUUGCCGUUUUACAACCAUCAAGAGUAUCCGAAUACGAUAGCUUCUACGCAUUCACACGAACGGGAUGAAACUGAAAAACCAGUGUUCCAACGCCAACCUGCCGUACCUCAACAACCCGCGCAUAACCAUCAGUAUGUCGAGUCCGUCAAAACGGAACCCGUCGCCACAUCGUCUACAAACAAUUCAUCUCAACAAAACCAUCGUAUGUCGAGGAAACAUAAUAGUGGGCGACCGUCCUAUAAAGAAGACUCUGAUUCCGAUGGCGGAGCUGUUAAACCAAUGGAACCAAUUAAAGAGGAAAAACCAGUUCAAGAAGAGACGAAGCCGAAAGUGAAAGUGCGAAAAGAAGAAACGCCUCGCAAACGAAAAUCCACCGGUGAGGUCGUAACAGGCAACGAUGAAGUGGCACCAGCACCGAAAAAAAAAUUUAAACGACUGGAACGCAAGAUAACCCAUGAUGAGGCAAAAUUGAGUGCCGAGGAGCUCAUGGAAACGAAUACCUUCCAGAGGUUCACGCGCUUAGUUGAGCACAUAUUUGAUGCAACGGAAGAUGCUGAUCUGAACGCCCCGGCGGAUCUGGACAACGACACCGAUAUGCCUCAAGAGGCCAUGAUUCCUAAGCAGCAGCUCCAUGAUUUGUGCGCCGAAGCGGCAAAACUGAAGUCCAUUGGUGCCAUGUCCGCCGUUCCACCCGAAAGACUAGUUCGGUUACUCAACUUGCUUGAAAAGAACAUACGUGAUGGAGCCAAAAUUUCCUUGCUUGGAGACCCAGAUGAGGACGAAGAGGAGAGCAAAUUAUGGACGGAGUUAUCUUCUGAGCGUGUCCUACGAGCUGUUGAGGCGGCGCUGGCAGCCCUUCAUAUCCUUACAGCACAGAACAUGCCAAAGAGAGCCUACCUCGAAGAUGUCAUUGAGAGGAUUGUACAGCUGGCUAGAUUCCAAUUGCAGCAUUCAAUCUAUCCGGCAUAUGAUCCAGUUUACAGGACUGAGUCGAAGAAGGAUGUCAUGAGUUCAGGUGGCAGUUCAAAAAAGAAAAGGGCACAUGUGCGAGAAGUGCGUGAUAAAACCGUCCUCUUGGUUUAUCAUAAAAUGGUUGUACUAGUCGGCUUGAUGGCUGAAUUAUUGGCAGUCCAAACGCUAACCGAUACGGCUGUGCUCCAUCUUUCAACCGUAGGCGUUGCGCCCUUUUUCGUCGAGAAUAUCCCCGAGUUACAGUUAUCUUCUCUGAGACUGGUGACGACAAUCUUCAGUCGCUACGACAAACAUAGACGGCUCUUACUCGACGAUAUUCUGGCUUCGAUCGCCCGCCUGCCCUCCUCUAAGCGAGGACUUCGCACUUUCCGCCUUAGCGCUGAUCAGCACAUACAGAUGCUCACUGCCUUAGUCCUUCAACUCAUUCAAUGUGUCCUAUGCCUCCCAGAGAAGCUUGGGGCUCCGCCGGGUACAGCCGUUCAGGCUGAUGACACGGACAGCUCUGUCUUGACGAUGGAUCCGGAAGUAGUGGUGGCUACAAGGUAUGACACUGCGGUCCGGACAGCUGCCAAUUUUCUGUCGGUCUUCCUCGGCAAGUGUGGAGUUAAAAAUAACGAGGAAGUCGAUUACCGUCCGCUCUUUGAAAAUUUCGUUCAGGAUCUGCUGAGCACCGUAAACAAGCCUGAGUGGCCGGCCGCCGAGCUUUUGUUGUCGCUGCUGGGCAAACUUUUGGUGCAAAACUUUAGCAACAAAAAUGUCGAUGUUUUGUUACGAGUCGCAUCACUGGAGUACCUCGGCGUGGUUGCCGCCCGCCUUAGAAAAGAUGCCGUUACUUCUCAACUUCGAACGGAUACGAUCGAUCAACUCCUAAAGCAGGUCCGAGAAGAUGAAACAAAUAAUGCGGUGGAAGAAUUCAAAUCCAAAAAACAUAAAAAGAAGAAAAAGAGUGGCGACAGAGAGCACGAGAAAGAAAAUCUUCCAGCAGACAAAACCGAGAUUCUUCAGACAUUGUUGCUUGAUUAUCUUGCUGUAAACUCUCAAUGUGAUCCCGCUAUGCUUCACGCUCGACAUUUCUACGUCGCCCAAUGGUAUAUAGAUACCAAAUCCAGCGUGACAAAAAGAGCCAUUUCGUCUGACAAUGUACCCGAUGCGGGUCACGAAGAACGACCGCAAAACAAAGAAACGCCAAAGAAAAAGAAAAAGAAGAAAAAACGAAACCACUUUUCAUCGUCAUCGUCGUCUUCCUCUUCUUCGUCUUCUGAGGACGACAACGACGAUGCUAAAAAGCCUGAUCCUGAAACUGCUGGCGCCGAUUGCAAUAAUCACAAUCGAUCGAUGGAGAUGAUGGACCGAAGAAAGAAGCUACUGCUUUCGAAAAUCAAUCCUUUCCCAGAGGCAGCCCCUGGUACGAGAACACAGGUCUUAACCACGCCACUUGAUGCCGAGAGCUCGGAACUUAUCACGCGCUUUUUGGCGUCGAAAAGGCCGUUCUCUCAGAGCUUCGAUUCGUACCUCAAGCAUAUUUUAAAGGUGUUGACGGAACCGGCCAUCGCUGUGCGAGCCAAGGCCAUGAAAUGCCUAACUCAGAUUGUCGAAUCUGAUCCAGUCGUCCUUGCUCGUACAGAUAUGCAACUUGGUGUUCAUCAUUCUUUCUUGGACCAGAGUACGGCUGUCAGAGAAGCUGCCGUCGACUUAGUUGGGAAGUUCGUCUUGUCUCGACCAGAGCUGAUAGACAAGUAUUACACUAUGCUGUCUGCUCGUAUUCUGGACACUGGAGUUAGCGUUCGCAAACGAGUUAUUAAGAUCAUGAAAGACAUCUGCACCGAAUGUCCUGAUUUCCCUAAAAUUCCAGAAAUCUGCGUUAAAAUGAUCAGGCGAGUAAAUGACGAAGAAGGUGGCAUCAAGAAACUUGUAAUGGAGGUCUUCCAAGCCAUGUGGUUUAGUCCAGUCAGAGAGAAACCGACACUGGAUUUCAAUGCAUUGAUGAGAAAGGUCAUGAACAUUACUGAUGUGGUAGCCGCCUGCAGAGAUACUGGCUUAGAUUGGCUGGAACAACUUCUUCAACAAAUGUUUCGACCGAAAGAGGACAAAGACGACGCGGCGAAAGCAAACGUCGAACCUUCCAAAGCUCUCUUGACGGCCUGUCAACAGAUUGUUGAUUGCUUAGUCGAAAAUAUCCUUCGUCUUGAAGAAGCAUCCCUUGCUCGUGUGUCCCAUUCUGCAGCUCCGGCGGAUGGUAAAAGUGCAAAUGGUGGAGAAACAAAAGGAGCCUCUCAGCGAUUGGUUGCCUGUAUGACGACAUUGUAUCUGUUCGCGAAAAUACGACCCCUUUUGUUGGUACCGCACGCCAUGACCCUUCAACCUUACCUGAGCCUUCGCUGUAGAACGCAAGGCGACUAUCAAAUUAUCAGCGAUGUUGCGCGCACGUUGGAAGUAGUGGUUCCGUUGCUCGAACAUCCGAGUGAGUCUUUCCUUGCCCAGCUCGAAGAAGAUGCCGUCAAGUUGAUUUUGCAACACGAGAAAGCCGUAGUGGCUGCUUGUCUUUCGUGCCUGGGUUCAGUUGUCAAUCACGUGACACGAAAUUUUAAGCUCAUCCGAGAUUGCUUCCGAAAAUACUUUGGGCCACUAACCGAGUACAAGUUGAUGCACGAAAGAGAUCCAGAUAAUCCACGACUCGUCCAACAUCGGCCUUUCUUCCGAAGAGCACUUUUCACCGUAGGAUUAUUGCUCAGACAUUUCGAUUUUACGGACGAAGAGGUGCGCUUUGGUUUACCUGACUCGACCAAACAACAAGUAAUGGAAAUACUUCUUUACUUCGUGUGCCAAAACUGUACUGAUAUGCAGUUCUUCACCCUUCAGGCCAUUGGCUCUGUCUGCAUUAGACACUAUGAUUUCAUGUUGGGAGAAUCCCUAAAAUCGGUUUAUCUUAACCGGCUGUUGGAGCCGUCCGUUCCGUUGCGACUAAAAGUUCAAGUGUUAAACAACAUCGAAACCUACCUUCAAGAAGAGGAAAUUCGAAUGAUCAAAGAAGACCAACAGUGGUCUAAGACGUCAAAGAAGGAAAACUUAAAGGAGAUGGGAGACGUAACCUCGGGAAUGGCCAGCACUGUUAUUCAAUUGUAUCUGAAGCCCAUCUUGGAUUGCUUCAUCCACUCUUCAUCAAGUGUUCGACAAUCAGCCUUCAGAGUGACACAAUUGAUCCUUCAGCAAGGCCUGGUUCAUCCGGUGCAAAUCGUCCCGUAUUUGAUAUGCAUUAGUACGGAUGCAGAGCGGGUAUCCCUUGCAGCAGACAAACAGCUGCAAGAAAUUGAAAAGAAAUAUCCAGGGUUCAUUCACAUGAAAGCGUUGCAAGGCAUCAGACUCUCUUAUCAGUUACAGUCACUCAUCGAAAGCGCUCCCAAAGAGAAUUCACCUGUCCAAUCAGCUUCGAAGAGCACAGCGGAAACUCCUAAUAAGAAAAGCGGUACCAAGUGUUCUGUGGCUAGUGCAAUACAAGAAAGCCAAGGAAUAGCUCGUGGUUUCCGACUCAAGGAAGGAGAACAUCCCUCUGCUCUCAAUGGUUUUCUCUAUUCUCUUCUUCGUGGUACAAAACAGCAGCGAAGAGCUCUUGUACUUUCCAUGCUCAAGCAGUUCGAUGAAACUUCGAAGAAUCCUCUUGCACAGCUCCUUUAUCUGGCAGACAAUUUAGCUUCCUUUCCGUACCAGGUGAUUGACGAACCACUGUUCCUGAUUCAUCACAUUGACAUUAUGGUGUCGGUGACCGGGUCUAACCUCUUGCAAGGAUUCCGAGAAUCCCUGCUCCCUAGUGCUGUUCCUACUAGUCCGGAGGAGGAAGAAGACGAUGAGGACAUUGAGUCUCUCGUGCAACGACUUCCUCCAGACACAAGACCUUUCGAAGAGUUCUUGACAGCUGCACAGGGUUGCCUGCUCCUUCUCAUGCUAAAGCAACAUUUAAAGGACCAAUACGGCCUGACAGAUGCCAAAAUUACCCAGUAUUCGCCGUCAGAAGGAGCAAAAAUUUACGAGAAGAACGCACCGAGGAAAGCGGUUACCAUAUUUAUGCCUAGGCCAACACUACAUGCAUUAAAAGAAAACCUUGGAUUAACUGGUUAUGUGGAAGUAUCGAGUAAGCAGUCUCUAGUGGAAAAGUAUAUCGAGUUCAAGCAGCUCAUGCUCAAAAUUGAUCCUGCCGAAGAAGACGAAGAAGAGAGACUGGCUUCUGCCAUGCGAACGUAUCAAGUUACUGAAUCGCCUGUCCCGACGGACGUGCCAAUUGGAGUCCCCGCCUUCGGAGCAGCACCGGCGUUAGCGCCGAGUGCACCGAUAAUGGGAGCGCCUACAACACCAAUGAAAACACCUCGAUCGAAGUCAGUAAAAACUCCAAGAUCACCUAGGGGCGAGAAAAGCAGUAGCAGUAAGAAGAAAUCCCAUAAGAAACGAAAGCGGAAAAUUGAGAGCGACGAAAGCAGCGACGACUCGGAUUGCGAUCCGGACUUCAGAGCUUGAAUACCUGAUAAUGCUAACCGAACUUUCUCCGAGACAGUUUCAAUUUGGGAAAGGUAAUACUGACCCGAAUUGUCACAAUGACAUACGAGAGUUAGACAACAGUUCCACGGCUCGAUUUCUAAAAUACUCUGUACCAGACACUGUCGACUGUAGCAGUCGGUCGGUAUUCAAUCUAAGGAGAAAUAAUUUGUACAGUUUUUGCAGGGCUUAUUUCUCAUUUCGCGAUCUUUCCUGCAUAGCGAACGACAAAACUAGUGCUAUACAUAUAUAUAUCUACGCAUACCAGAGAGGGAUUGAGUUAAGUAGUUACAAAACUUCACUUUGAAAUUCUGUUUUCUCGAGUUCAAGGUGUUCUCAUCUCUCGAUUCUACUGGACUCCCCUCGUUUACCCAGCUCUAGUUCACCCGCUUCAUCUCGCGCCUGAAUAAAUGAGGAAUCAAAUUAUUUUCGCACAUGUUGAUGUAUGGCAAACGCGACGAAUUUGUAGCUGCCUGUGUUUGGUUGUACCUAGAACUAUUCCACCCACCCGCAAUCCUCUCGUUCCCGCCGCCACGCCCCCCACCACAGAUACACACCACAAUUUCUCUAAAGAGUUUAAUUUAUUAUUCGGCUGGUUCUCAGCUGCUAUAAUCCUCCUCUCCCAGCUUAGAUUACUCUCCGUUGAUCUAUGAUUGUUUAUUUAGUUUUUUUUUUCUUCCACUGAAAGAAAAUAUCCUUUUUUUUAUGUGUGUUUGUUUGUGUGUGUAACGGAAAAGUGCGUCGGAGGUGUAUUUGCGUGUAUGUAUGUAUGUGGGUGUGUACCGUAUUUUCUACUGUACCAUAAUUAUGGACGUACGAGUUUAUUGUAUUUGAAAUAUAAAUCGAGACAGUUUUGGAAGUA